Monosiga brevicollis MX1 is the source of this 1363-nucleotide messenger RNA. RefSeq lists its product as uncharacterized. The transcript has 10 exons. The record is from RefSeq and is a predicted model, not a curated record. Bases 1 to 915 code for a protein of 304 amino acids. Lineage: Eukaryota; Choanoflagellata; Craspedida; Salpingoecidae.
AUGGUCAAGAUGGCAGCGCCUCGAGGCAUGACCCAGCCAGCCACGGCUUAUUUUCCAGAUGCAGAAGAGCCAUCGACGUUACCCGUUUCCUCCCCCGAUGACCCCAUCAUGAUUUUAAGCCCCGAACUCCUGGGUUCGGCUCGUUUGCCUCCCAUGUCCAGUCAAGAACGCCAACAAUACAUUGAUGGCUUUACCAUCAAAGCCAAGUAUGUUGGCACCAUCGAGGUGCCCGAGAGCCGAGGAGAGCAAAUGGCAAUUACUGCCAUCAACCGCGUGCGCGCGGCGCACAAAGCCAGCAAGGAGCAGAAGCAACGCGUGUGGCUGGCCAUUUCCACUGCUGGUCUCAAAAUCAUGAACUUUUCCCAUUAUACCAUUCAAGACUCAUAUGCCCUAUCGCAAAUUUCUUACACCACCUUGCUGCCGAGCAAUCCCCAAGUCUUCUCCGUCGUCACCGCCAACACUUCGGUUCAACCGCCCGUUUACAAAUGCCAUGUCUUCAAGAGUAAGAGCCGAUCACGAGAGAUUACCACCCUGUUGGGCCGCUGCUUCAGCAUUGAAUUAGAGGAGCAACGGAAGCGCAUUCAAGAACGCAGUCAAUAUGCUUCACGAGCAGCGACGCCUCAGGGGGGAGCUCGAUCACGCGCAGCCACCUCAAGUGCGGGUUAUCGCCCUGUGCAGCCUCGUUCGCGGGCCAGCACUCUCAAUGGCAGCGGUGGCAGUAGCAGCUUUCCCGCCAUCGUGAGCGAAAUUCAUCGCAAGAUUGAGCAGCUGCCCAUCAAUUCCGCAGACUCGGCCUUUUUGCAGAUUCGACUGGACCAGCUCUCCGACUUGUACACGCACGCGCAAAAUCGCCUGGAGGAGACCCAAUCGCGGUUGAUGCAUGAGCGUAGCUUGCGACGCCAGUCCCAGGCUUGAGAGACAUGCUUGCGUAGGGGCCUUGUGAGUGAGCCUUGUUGACUCUAAAGACCCUUGUGCAUGACCGCAGGCGGUUGUGUUCUUGUUCUUAAAUUCCAGUCUUCCAAAUUCAAUUGCUGAAGCAGGGCAGGAGCUCACCAUGCCAUUAUAUUCACAAAUCUGCCAGCCUACGCAGGCUGGCCAUCAACACCAAUGUCCCAGUGCCAUCAAAGACCAAGACAAAACGAACAAGCAUGCCACUAUAAAAUGAUGGCACAUAAAAAGCACUCAGAUACAGCAGGCAAGACCGAAACGCGAACGAGAAAGCGGGGCAGAAAGAGCCCCAGCGGAACGCAACACACAAAUCACUUAAGACUGCCCACGCCAACCACAAAGGCAUCCAAACAACAACAACAACAACAUCGUGGGGCAGAAAAAAAAAGGAAGGGGGGGGGGGGGGGGGGGGGGG